AUGUUUGACAAGACUCAUGUGAUGGUUGCAACUUCUGCGAUCCUAGGUGAGCAUAUAGAAGACCCCACUGAUCUCUUUGAGGUUGAGGUUGGCAACAAUUAUCUGGAACUGGAAGACAACAGUGAUUUGGAAAGCAACAAGGCACCUGGCCAGAAAACAAAGGAGGUUGAAAAGCAGAGGGUUGCUGCCAUUGCUGCUAGUCCAAAGAAGAAACGAAAGCAACAAAAGAACCCUACCGUUCAGGAGUGCAGGCAUGUUGCAAACAUAAUGGCUGGUAGCACUUCGGUGACAUCUUCUACUGAUGUUCCAAGAGGCCAUGGGAUUAAAGACGUCAUCAAGUUGGCUGUGCAAUCUGGGGCGAAGGAAUGCAGCGAUCUGUUCUUCACGGCCACCAAGCUUUUCAUGAAUGUGGACUAUAGAGAGAUGUUUAGUGCUUUGGAGACCAAUUAA
Messenger RNA from Triticum turgidum subsp. durum (durum wheat), 450 nucleotides. The record is from the annotation of a GenBank genome assembly. Lineage: Eukaryota; Viridiplantae; Streptophyta; Magnoliopsida; Poales; Poaceae.